This is a messenger RNA of Exophiala viscosa, 975 nucleotides long. RefSeq lists its product as uncharacterized. Gene Ontology annotation, cellular component: cytoplasm. The record is from RefSeq and is a predicted model, not a curated record. Lineage: Eukaryota; Fungi; Ascomycota; Eurotiomycetes; Chaetothyriales; Herpotrichiellaceae. The transcript is spliced from 3 exons. The coding region runs from base 1 to 975 and encodes 324 amino acids. Gene Ontology annotation, molecular function: oxidoreductase activity, acting on the CH-OH group of donors, NAD or NADP as acceptor.
AUGGACUUCAUCAGUGAGGCACCGGCUUCUCAAAUCGUUAUGAGUGAUUUUGAUUGUCAUUGCUGCCCACAAACCGGACCUUGCCCUUGCGUUGGUGUAUCAUCCUCCUGGCUUUUGUCCCGGACAGGAUAUUUGGAGAUGGCGCGUAUUGACUUGGAUGAGCCCCUGCUAGCGACGCUCAAAGACAAAGUUGUGGUCGUAACUGGAGGAUCUAAUGGCAUUGGAAAAGCAGGAGCCAGAAUCGUCUUGGGGCACAUCUCGACCGAGCGAGGCCUGGAACUUGAAUCCAAGCUCAACUCACCCAAUGUUUGUUUUGUGCUGUGCGACGUCUCGUCUUAUCAGGAUCAGCUAGCUCUUUUUGCAACGGCGAAAUGUAGGUUUGGCCAUGUUGACAUUAUUAUCGCCAACGCCGACAUCACCAUUGCUAAAGACCCCUUCACGCCCGGGGCUAAUCUAGAGCAAGAACCUUCGAUGAAAGAGCUCGACGUCAAUCUCAAACGAGCAUUCUUCACUGAGAGGACCGGAAUAGCUUACCUCCGUGAGAACGACGGAGUUGAUCUCAUCCUCGUCAGCAGCAUUGCAGGGUUUAAAGAAUCUCCUGCCCUGACCCCUUAUCUGGCGAGCAAGCACAGGAUUAUCGGUAUCUUGCGUGGUAUUCGCCUGACCGCAAUCAAAGGAAGCAUUCGAGCGAGCACGAUAUGCCCUCGAAUGACAAGUGAGUCUCUGAAAACCAGUGUGUUGGUAAUCAGUACGAAGGCUGAUGUUAUGGCUGACGCAGAGACAGUGAUGGUCAAGGGAGUCCAGAAGGACUGGGAGGAACUCAAGUUGCCUACGAACGAACUGUCUGAGGUUGUCAACUCCUUCCUGAUCUGCGCCACUCCGAAUCGAGGAUCUUCGGGGUCCUCGCAUCCAGGCGCAAAACUUCAUUCUCAUGGGGCAUCUUAUACGCGGCGGGCGGUAAGUCAUACGAGAUAG